GAGGAGUGCUGUCUCUUAGGAAGAGGCUAACUAGGACUAAGUCAUGGGUGCCAAGCCCUGGUGAGCCCAGGUUGGGGCUGGGGCUGGGGCCCUAAGCAUUAGGCAGGGAAAGCAGCCAGAGGCACAGGCCCAAUCUGCAUCUUUUGACUUUACUGUGGUUCCUUCCCAUUAUAGCUCUCAAAGUGAACCCUAAUUUGGAAGAGGGGACCCUCUCCCACAUCCCAAAGGUGGUGAAAAGAAUGUUGGGAAUCUUCUCUUUUCAGUAUCUCCCUCACGGAGCUUUUUUUUUUUUCUCUCCCUCUUCCCCCUCCUCAUUCCCUUAAUUGCAGAUGUUCUAAUUAAACCCUCAAAUAGUUGUUAUGCUGUUUUAAAAGGUACUUAUUCAAGUGUCAACCAGGCUGUGCUGGGAGGAGGCAGCAUAGGGCGGCGAAUUAAAGGUAGAUUGACUAAUCACGGCGGCGAUCAUAAUAAUAAAAUCAGAGGGAAAAAAAUCACAUUACGACUUUUCGUGGAAAGGAGGGAGCAGGCAGCCAGCGGCCGCCAGCCCUGUGCCGCCGACACAAAGAGUGCGGGCGAUUCCGCGAGACUGAUUUAUGACGUUUUACAGCCCUAUAAAAGCUGUAGCGAGGAGGCAAGCGCUCCUACCACCGCUGGCAGAUUUAGUCUAAUAAAUAAAACAUAAACAGUUAACUUUAUGUGUCACUUUUAUUGUUAUCAAGUAAAAUAUAGCCGAGCCCCGGCAAGCUAUGAUUUUAAACUAUAAUUGUUAUCAAGUACAACAAGGAGACCUGGCUCCCACCCUGGGCUUUCCCCUCUGCUGCCCCCCCCCCCAACUCUGAGUUAUAGAAGAUCACUUAAUUGGAGUCCGAUGACGAGGAGGCCACCCUUAGCUAAGGAACCAGUGGCUGGAAAAAUAGUCCUUCCUUGCCCCAUCUCUCUUCCCUGACUCUGCCACCUCCCGUGAGGAUAUUCUGUGUGUGUGGGUGACAGAGGGAGGGAGCAGGGCAAGAAUAGGCCAGAGACCCCUGCCCUGCCUCCAAAGAGUAGUUACCUCACCUCUUCUUUUUGGAAGGCAGCCUGGAGCUGGCCCUUGGGAAUAUGUGUUUACAUGUAAACACACGUGUUACACGGAUAUAGUCUCAGAUUGGAAGCAAGCAGGCUCUGCCCACACAGGCUUCCCUUGAGGGUGCUGUGAGAAGUCAGAAGGCCAGGGAGCAGGAGUCACACAAGAGUCAUCAGUAGUAGAUCUCUGCUCUGGGCUCUGGGCUCUGGGGCCUGGGCCGGGAAGGACAGUGGGUAGCAGGGGUGUCAAGAUUUCUGAAAUCUGCUUUUGCCAACCACUUCCUGUCUUUCUUCAGAGGGGGCUCAAGCCCUAGACUUCCAGAAAUGACAUCAGGAUCAUUUGUAUCCCGCUGCCUCAACCUGCCUAGUACUGCUGGGACCCUGUCUCCAAGGCCCCUUGGCCAAGAGGGUUGGGUGAGUGUGUAUGGGAUAGGGGAAAUGGACUUGAGGAUCCGUGAAUGGGGUAGGGCAGUUCAGGCUCUCCAGCCUUCUAAGCUCAACCUCGGCCCCUCCCCAUCCAACCUGCACUGAAGCCCUCAUUGAACUUCCUCUUCCUGCGAAAGAGGGGCGCUGCCCUGUGACCUACACAGACUGCAACACGAUUGCCAUAAUGGAGACCACUGGAAAGGCACUGGAGCUGAGGCCCACGGGGCCCACUGGAGGCCGGAGAGGAGACUCUGGGCGGGGGCUAGAUCACAGCCUCCCGACAGCCCCCAGUGCCCAAACAUUGGAGUCGAGCUGGGAGCCACCCAUCUUUAGCAAGGAAGGAUUGUCAGUCUGGUGGGGUGUGCAAUGGUGAGCACCCCAGCUUCUGCCAGCCAUCCCCCACCCCCACCCCCAGCAGCAGCAGCACCACCACCACAUACACAAAAAAUUGGAUACAUUUUGAAUAAAGCGAUUCGGUUCCUUAUCCGGGGACUGGGUUGCUCGGUGUGAUUGGCCGGCGGAGUCACAUGGUGAAAGUAACUUUACAGGGUCGCUAGCUAGUAGGAGGGCUUUAUGGAGCAGAAAAACGACAAAGCGAGAAAAAUUAUUUUCCACUCCAGAAAUUAAUGAUCAUGAGCUCGUAUUUGAUGGACUCUAACUACAUCGAUCCGAAAUUUCCUCCAUGCGAAGAAUAUUCGCAAAAUAGCUACAUCCCUGAACACAGUCCGGAAUAUUACGGCCGGACCAGGGAAUCGGGAUUCCAGCAUCACCACCAGGAGCUGUACCCACCACCGCCUCCGCGCCCUAGCUACCCUGAGCGUCAGUAUAGCUGCACCAGUCUCCAGGGGCCUGGCAAUUCGCGAGCCCACGGGCCGGCCCAGGCGGGCCACCACCACCCUGAGAAAUCGCAGCCGCUCUGCGAGCCGGCGCCUCUCUCAGGCACCUCUGCCUCCCCGUCCCCAGCCCCGCCAGCCUGCAGCCAGCCAGCCCCUGACCAUCCCUCCAGCGCCGCCAGCAAGCAACCCAUAGUCUACCCUUGGAUGAAAAAAAUUCACGUUAGCACGGUGAACCCCAAUUAUAACGGAGGGGAGCCCAAGCGCUCGAGGACAGCCUACACCCGGCAGCAGGUCCUGGAAUUAGAGAAAGAGUUUCAUUACAACCGCUACCUGACCCGAAGGAGAAGGAUCGAGAUCGCCCACUCGCUGUGCCUCUCUGAGAGGCAGAUCAAAAUCUGGUUCCAAAACCGUCGUAUGAAAUGGAAGAAGGACCACCGACUCCCCAACACCAAAGUGAGGUCAGCGCCCCCGGCCGGCGCUGCGCCCAGCACCCUCUCGGCAGCCACCCCCGGCACUUCUGAAGACCACUCCCAGAGCGCCACGCCGCCGGAGCAGCAACGGGCAGAGGACAUCACCAGGUUAUAAGACAUAACUUACACCCCUGCCCCCACCCUGUGCUCCGUGCCCCCCUCACACACAAAUUGACUCUUAUUUAUAGAAUUUAAUAUAUAUAUAUAUAUUUUGGUUCUUUUCUCUCUCUUCCUCUUGCCUCCUCCCUUGUCAGUUCCAAACAGACAAAACAGAUAAACAAACAAGCCCCUUGCCCUUUUCCCUUGCUGUUAAAGACCCCUUUAAGCAUGUGGUGUUGUCUUAGCAUGGUACCUGCUGGGUUUUUGUUGUUGUUGUUUUGUUUUGGGUUUUUUGUUUUGUUUUGUUUUGCUUUGCUUUGCUUUUAAGGCCAUUGGGGGGGGUAUUUAUUUUUUAAGAAAAAAAGCUGCAAAAAUUAUAUAUUGCAAGGUGUGAUGGUCUGGUUUGGGUGAAUUUCAGGGGAAAUGAGGAAAAGAAAAAGGAAAGGGAGAUUUGUAAGUGGAGUCUCAUCCUCUCUCCUCCUCCUUUCCCCCCAUCUCUUUCCUUAGGCCUUUUGCAUUGAAAAUGCACCAGGGGAGGUUAGUGAGGGGGGAAGUCAUUUUAAGGAGAACAAAGCUAUGAAGUUCUUUUGUAUUCUUGUGGGGGGGUGGAAGGAGGGGGGAGGACAGCAAACAAAGCUAAAUGCAUCUGGAGAGCCUCUGGGAGCUGUUCAGUUUGAGGAGCCAAAAGAAAAUAAAAAUGAACUUUCAGUUCAGAGAGGCAGUCUGUAGGUAGAUGCUCCCCCUACCCUCAUCGUGGUUAUUGUGUUUUUUGGACUGAAUUUACUUGAUUAUUGUAAAACUUGCAAUAAAGAAUUUUAGUGUUGAUGUGAAAUGCCCCGUGAUCAAUAAUAAACCAGUGGCUGUGAAUUAGUUUUACGU
Molecule: messenger RNA, 3772 nt
Organism: Mus musculus (house mouse)
Lineage: Eukaryota; Metazoa; Chordata; Mammalia; Rodentia; Muridae
Gene: Hoxc4
Product: homeobox C4
Exons: 3
Coding region: 2115-2909 (264 amino acids)
Biological process (GO): regulation of DNA-templated transcription; anterior/posterior pattern specification; skeletal system development
Cellular component (GO): nucleus; nucleoplasm
Molecular function (GO): RNA polymerase II cis-regulatory region sequence-specific DNA binding; DNA-binding transcription factor activity, RNA polymerase II-specific; DNA binding
Source: RefSeq, a predicted model, not a curated record